Molecule: messenger RNA, 3714 nt
Organism: Lontra canadensis (Northern American river otter)
Lineage: Eukaryota; Metazoa; Chordata; Mammalia; Carnivora; Mustelidae
Gene: DNAJC6
Product: DnaJ heat shock protein family (Hsp40) member C6
Exons: 18
Coding region: 41-2743 (900 amino acids)
Biological process (GO): clathrin-dependent endocytosis; synaptic vesicle uncoating; dephosphorylation
Cellular component (GO): intracellular membrane-bounded organelle; cytoplasm; vesicle
Molecular function (GO): phosphatase activity; clathrin binding
Source: RefSeq, a predicted model, not a curated record
CCACUUCUGUCGUGCCUUCGCAGGUGCCUCAUCUCCAGACAUGGAGCCCAGCUACGGGGGAGGUCUCUUCGACAUGGUGAAAGGAGGUGCAGGGCGGCUCUUCAGUAACCUAAAGGACAACCUGAAAGACACCCUCAAGGACACAUCUUCCCGAGUCAUACAGUCUGUUACCAGCUACACGAAGGGAGAUUUAGACUUCACUUAUGUUACUUCCAGAAUUAUUGUGAUGUCCUUUCCUCUGGACAAUGUUGACAUAGGAUUCAGGAAUCAGGUUGAUGACAUCCGAAGCUUUUUGGAUUCCAGACAUCUUGACCACUACACGGUGUAUAAUCUGUCACCCAAGUCUUAUCGAACUGCCAAGUUUCACAGCAGGGUCUCAGAGUGCAGUUGGCCCAUCAGGCAGGCCCCCAGUCUACACAACCUUUUUGCUGUGUGUCGGAAUAUGUAUAAUUGGCUACUACAGAAUCCCAAAAACGUCUGUGUUGUCCACUGCUUGGAUGGACGGGCAGCAUCGUCAAUUCUGGUCGGUGCUAUGUUCAUUUUCUGUAACCUCUACUCUACUCCUGGCCCUGCCGUACGGUUGUUAUACGCAAAGCGACCCGGAAUCGGGCUAUCGCCAUCCCACAGGAGAUAUCUGGGUUAUAUGUGUGACCUCCUAGCAGACAAACCCUACCGCCCUCACUUCAAGCCUCUCACCAUUAAGUCCAUCACUGUCAGUCCAGUUCCUUUUUUUAACAAACAGAGAAACGGAUGUCGUCCUUACUGUGAUGUAUUGAUUGGAGAAACCAAAAUAUAUACGACCUGUGCAGAUUUUGAACGAAUGAAAGAAUACCGUGUCCAGGAUGGAAAAAUCUUCAUUCCCUUGAGCAUCACUGUGCAAGGAGAUGUUGUUGUUUCCAUGUACCACUUGAGGUCAACCAUUGGGAGCCGGCUACAGGCUAAGGUGACCAACACCCAGAUAUUCCAGCUUCAGUUUCAUACUGGAUUCAUACCAUUGGAAACCACAGUGUUAAAGUUCACCAAACCUGAGUUGGAUGCAUGUGAUGUACCAGAAAAAUAUCCUCAGCUAUUUCAGGUGACUCUGGAUGUAGAACUACAGCCCCAUGACAAAGUGAUAGACUUAACCCCGCCAUGGGAACAUUACUGCACGAAAGAUGUCAAUCCCAGCAUCCUCUUCUCUUCUCAUCAGGAGCAUCAAGAUACUCUGGUCUUGGGAGGACAGGCUCCAAUAGACAUCCCUCCGGACAACCCCCGGCAUUUUGGGCAAGGUGGCUUCUUUUCCUCUCUCUGUUGGCAAGAUCAGAAAUCAGAAAAAUCAUUCUGUGAAGAGGACCACGCUGCCCUAGUGAACCCAGAAAGUGAGCAGUCGGACGAUGAACUUCUGACUCUGUCCAGUCCGCAUGGCAACGCCAGUGGUGACAAACAUCAUGGAGCUAAAAAGCCCAGCAAAAAGCAGCAGGAGCCAGCCGCUCCUCCACCCCCCGAGGAUGUGGACCUUCUGGGCCUAGAAGGGUCUGCAGUGAGUAAGAACUUCUCUCCGCCAGUGGCGCCUCCCACCAAUUCUGAACUGCUGAGUGACCUGUUUGGGGGUGGAGGGGCAGCCGGGCCUGCCCAGGCUGGCCAGUCAGGGGUAGAAGAUGUUUUUCAUCCGAGUGGACCUGCGUCCACCCAGUCGACACCACGCCGCUCUGCCGCCUCCACGUCUGCGUCUCCAACCCUAAGAGUGGGAGAAGGUGCCGCCUUUGACCCAUUUGGAGGACCUUCUAAACCAUCAGGUCAGGAUCUCCUGGGUUCUUUUCUGACCACGUCCAGUGCUUCCAGUGACCCCUUUCUUCAGCCUACAAGAAGUCCUUCACCUACAGUGCAUGCUUCUAGUACACCUGCUGUGAACAUUCAGCCAGAUGUUUCAGGAGGUUGGGACUGGCAUACCAAACCAGGAAGUUUUGGAGUGGGAAGCAAGUCAGCUGCCACCAGCCCAACGGGAUCCUCUCAUGGCACACCCACCCAUCAAAACAAGCCACAGACUCUGGAUCCUUUUGCUGACCUUGGGACACUAGGUAGUUCUUCAUUUGCCAGCAAACCCACCACACCAACUGGAUUGGGUGGAGGAUUUCCACCUCUCAGCUCACCGCAGAAAGCAUCUCCCCAGCCCAUGGGGGGAGGGUGGCAGCAGGGAGGUGGCUACAGCUGGCAGCAGACACAGUCUAAGCCACAGACCAGCAUCCCCCACUCGUCUCCCCAGCACCGACCCAACUACAACGUGAGCUUCUCAGCCAUGCCUGGGGGGCAGAGUGAACGUGGGAAAGGAUCAGCUAAUUUGGAAGGAAAACAAAAAACAGCUGACUUUGAAGACCUCCUUUCUGGUCAAGGUUUCAAUGCACACAAAGACAAAAAGGGGCCUCGAACAAUAGCUGAGAUGAGAAAGGAGGAAAUGGCUAAGGAAAUGGAUCCUGAGAAAUUAAAGAUUCUGGAAUGGAUUGAAGGCAAAGAGAGAAAUAUCAGAGCACUUCUGUCCACGAUGCACACGGUGCUGUGGGCUGGGGAGACCAAGUGGAAACCAGUGGGCAUGGCGGACCUGGUAACACCUGAGCAGGUGAAAAAGGUGUACCGGAGGGCUGUGCUGGUGGUGCACCCGGAUAAAGCUACCGGGCAACCCUAUGAACAAUAUGCAAAGAUGAUUUUCAUGGAGCUCAAUGAUGCCUGGUCUGAAUUUGAAAAUCAAGGUCAAAAGCCCUUGUAUUAACUUACGAGCUUUUGCAUCUCUGCGGCAGACCUGUGCUAAUGCUUAGUGUGCGUCACAAUUCUGAAGUUUUCACAGGUGAACCCAAAACUCCAGUAACAUGUUUCCAGUACUAAACUGUUAAAUUACUCGUGAAUUAAUUCCUCACUGAUAAGGAUUGUGGAUGUUUGUUUCCUCAAGUCCCCACUAUAAAAAGUCUAAAGCAGGGGAGGGACUUUUAGUCAGUCGACCUUGUGGAGUUACAAGAUUCCAGCCUGCCCUCUGGGGAGCUGACUCAGCAUUUUGUGGGGAAAUGGAAAACAAAGGCCACCAAAGGCAUAACACCCAUCCCAUUGUCUGAGAACAGGAAUAAUGAGCAAAAGCUAUGCUAAUUGGAUUACAUGAUGGAUUUUAACUAAUGGUUUUUAGAUUUUCUUGGAAAGAUGUAAUUUCAGCCAUGGCUUUACAUAGAUUCUAGGAACACGACCACUGAGUAUUUUAUUUUUCUGGAAAUUUACAAUGGUCUUUAGCAUAAUACUGUAUACUUCUUUUGGUCAAGAGGACUAACUCAUGUAAAAGAACUUGAACUGUGGAAAGUGAUUGUAUUACAAUCCAGUGAUUGCCAACUCUUCCUGGAUAAGCUAAAACUUAAUGGAAAUGCUGAGUGAAGAAAACAGGGACACUGUGGAGAUAGAAAUCUUUGUUCCUGGUCAGAAAGUUGGGCUGCUACCUUCCUCUCCCUUUAGAAAACUGUGGUUGCUUAAAGAAAAUGUCUUAAUGAUGUAACUUCAACUCUAAACCUAAUUUGAAAGAAAUUUACAAUUUUGCCAUAAGGCUUCAUGCUCUUCCUUUUGCUUAAGUCAGGAAAAUGUUCUUAGCUGGAAAUAGGUUGCGAGGCAGUUUGGCACAGUCAGAGUGUAUCAGGCCUGAUACCACGUGAGGAGUCCCUGUCCUCUAGGUUUGUGAGCGGUUGUGCUGAGGGUAUAGAAAACCCA